Molecule: messenger RNA, 1128 nt
Organism: Caenorhabditis briggsae
Lineage: Eukaryota; Metazoa; Nematoda; Chromadorea; Rhabditida; Rhabditidae
Gene: Cbr-cpr-3
Product: Protein CBR-CPR-3
Exons: 4
Coding region: 1-1128 (375 amino acids)
Cellular component (GO): lysosome
Molecular function (GO): cysteine-type endopeptidase activity
Source: RefSeq, a predicted model, not a curated record
AUGGUUUUGAAACUAUUUUUGACCCUCCUUCUUCUGUUCCACACUUCCAAUGCCUUCGUGGUCCAAGAAAACCACCCUCCUCCUUCUUUCCCAAGGCCCCACUACACUGGAAAAGCCCUCGUCGCCCAUAUAAACAGCAUGCAAACUUCUUGGAUAGCCGAACACAAUGAUAUUUCUGAGGACGAGAUGAAAUUCAAAGUAAUGGAUCAACGAUUUGCGGAUCCUUUGGAAGAAGAGGUUCAAGAUGAGGGUUUGGUCCGUGGAGAAGUGGUCCCAGAACCCUUACCAGACACUUUUGAUGCCAGGGACCAAUGGCCAGACUGCAAAUCAUUAAAAUUCAUUCGAAACCAAGCCUCGUGUGGAUCCUGCUGGGCAUUUGGAGCAGCUGAAGUGAUAUCUGACCGUGUUUGUAUUCAAUCGAAUGGAACUCAACAGCCCAUAAUCUCAGCAGAAGAUAUUUUGUCCUGUUGUGGGUCUACCUGUGGUAAAGGAUGUCAAGGAGGUUAUACAAUUGAGGCAAUGAAGUACUGGAUGAAUUCUGGAGUGGUUACUGGAGGAGACUAUAAUGGGGCUGGGUGUAUGCCAUAUUCAUUCCCACCUUGCAAAAAAUCUCCUUGCGUUGAAUUCUCGACACCCAGUUGUAAAACUACUUGUCAGGAGAAAUACACCACUGCGGAUUAUAAGAACGAUAAGCAUUUUGCCACCUCCGCCUACAAACUCUCCACCACCAAGAACGCCGUUCCAACGAUUCAAUACGAAAUCUACCAUAACGGUCCUGUAGAGGCAUCCUACAGAGUAUUCGAAGAUUUUUAUCAAUACAAAUCAGGAGUUUAUCAUCAUGUAUCCGGGAAUUUAGUCGGAGGACAUGCUGUGAAAAUUAUUGGAUGGGGAACUGAAAAUGGGGUCGAUUAUUGGCUGGUUGCCAAUUCAUGGGGUACCAGUUUCGGGGAAAAAGGAUUCUUCAAAAUUCGAAGAGGAACUAAUGAAUGUCAAAUUGAAUCGAAUAUAGUGGCUGGACUUGCUAAAUUGGGAACUCACAACGAAAAAACGGACGAUGACGAUGGUUCGGCGACAUCUUGCAGUUUUAUCAUGUGUACACUUCUUGUUUUAUCAUAUUAUUUGUUCUAA